Phytophthora nicotianae INRA-310 is the source of this 4493-nucleotide messenger RNA. RefSeq lists its product as hypothetical. The record is from RefSeq and is a predicted model, not a curated record. Gene Ontology annotation, biological process: cilium assembly; regulation of microtubule cytoskeleton organization. Gene Ontology annotation, molecular function: gamma-tubulin binding. The transcript is spliced from 6 exons. Lineage: Eukaryota; Oomycota; Peronosporomycetes; Peronosporales; Peronosporaceae. Bases 421 to 3636 code for a protein of 1071 amino acids. Gene Ontology annotation, cellular component: centrosome.
GUUGCUGUUGAUAUCUUUGCCUUCUCUCCUGCUCCGCUGCUGCUGGAGCGUUCGUCAGCUUCUCGUAGGCGGCUCCGAUGCGCAUAAACUGCUUCUCAGCCUCCGGAUUGUCUCGGUUCUUGUCUGGAUGCCACUUGAGCGCCAGUGAGCGGUAUGCGCGCUUGAUCUCGGCCUCAGAGGCCGAACGCUUGACGCCUAACACCUUAUACGGGUCCUCUGCGAGGACAUCGGCACUGGAUACCAGCAGUAGCAGCGCCAGCAACGCGAGGAGCUGGAUGCGCAUAGCUGCUAACAGCAUUGUGAAUAUUUUUGUCCAAUCAUUUCAAUAAGGCUUAGGUCCCAAUCAUAAUGAGUACAAUCCCUAUAAAAUGGAAAACUUCACUAUUGCGCCUUCACUUUUCAGUUUGAACCGCACUCGGUAUGGACGACGAGAGCUUGUCGAGUGUGGACCAGUUUCUGCGGGACAACGGCUUUAAUAUCUCCGACCCAGCGCUGGGACUCGCGUCGCUGAGUGGAGAUGAGCUACUGGACGACGAGCUGCUGAGUGACGCCGACGAGCGAGCGCCGCCCGAGUUUUCUCCGCGCUUUGUGCUGCUAGAUGACGAGGACCUACUACUGGCUCAAGACCGAGAGCGACUCAGCGGAGAUAGGACUAGUGAACGUCCAGAGGACGACACGAAUAUUGUUGCGAGAUCCCGAGUGAGCGUGCAGCAGGAAGAACAGCAGCAGAAUGAUUCACUAGACCGCUCUAUGCUAUUUGGGGGGUCCGAGAUCUCUCUGUCCAGUAAUAAUCCCCCGAUCAGUGAUAUUAGAGACCAAGGCACACUGUCGCCGCCGCCGUCCGUGGCUUCAUCGUCCUCGAUGCUGGAACUGCAGCAUAUUGAGACACCAGGAGCGUCGUCAUUCUCGUCCGUGUACCAGAUGACGCCACAGCAGAAGGAGGAGGUGGACGAAGCUGCCAUGGUGUCCGCAGCGUCAUCAGCGUCGCUUCCUCCAUCACUUCCACCGUCGUUGGUUCAUUCCGGGUCGUCUACUUCGUCUGGAAGAGUGCUGGAUGAUGAGCUUAAUGACGCUUUGGGGGUACCGAGGUCUUCAAUUGGCGAUGGGAGACCAAGCUCGUCGUCGAGAAGGUCGAGAGAGGAGACAGAGCAGAGGAAAAUUACAGAGACUGGCAGUGAGAGUCAUUCGCAACAGUCGAAGACACAGAGGACGUUGUUUGCAGAGGAGGAGGGGGAUGCUGAAAACUCUAGUGAAGAAAGUAGUCGUGAUGAGCGCGUUGCUGGGAGUUCCGAUGAUGUGGCGAGCAUGUGGAGUGAGCCUCGAAGUGCCAGUGAGGACAAUUUGUCGUUUCAUGAAGCUGAAGAGAAGAAAGAGGAGUAUGAUGAUGACAACGGCAGCAACGUUGCAGCCAGCAAUGAACGUGAAGACGUUGUUGAAAUUGACGAAGGCGCUUGGGACGGACUCAACGAUCUGCUCCGGAGAAAUAGCCUUCCAGCUGUGCGUUUUCGCCGUGUUGGGUCCGGAGAGGUGCUGCCAGACAAGGAGUCACUCUUUAACGUUAUUCACGACUUUGGCGUGCAGCUAGACCACAAAAACGAGACGAUUCAAGACCUUGUUCUGGCAUCGAAGCGCAACUCACGAGUGCGAAGUAGACGUGAAGGAGAGCUGCAGAGUAUCGAGAAAAAGAAUGAGGAUACGCAAAAGGCUCUGGAGAAAGCAAAAGCGGAAAUUCAGCGUCUGAAGGCUUUGCAGAAAAAGGAGAGUGAAAGCGCUGAGCUUUUGUCGAAAAAGCUCAAGAACUCGUGUCUUCGUUUGAAACAGCAGCUUAAAGUCAGCGAACACCGCGUCAAGGCCAAGGAGGUUAUAGUCGAGAGGAUGCAGGCCAAACUCCAGCAGCAGGUGGACAAGGAGAACAUGAACAAGACGCGCGAUCGACGCGCCUUCCGUAAUCUACAGGACCGAGACCCGCGUCGUGCAAACCCUCGCGAUAUCCAGGCACUCGAGACCAUCGGCGUGUACGAAGCGCAACGUGAGCAGAUGCAGGAGGAGAUUGAACACUUAAAGUCCCAGGUGGCAGCACUCAACAGCGAGCUUCGAGACAAGGACAACUUCAUUGCAAGGCAGAGCAGUGCCGCCUUGAAAAAUGAACCGCCAGUGUGGGAGCAGUACUCUGACGAGGACAGAGCCUCUGGAUCUCAGUAUCGGACUCGCCAGCGUCCUGGAUCUUCUGUCGCUUCGGAUGAAAUGAUGUUAGAGCAACUGGAAGCUGCGCGUCGAGAGCAAGAAGUGGCUGCGGCUAAGCUGCGACAUCGUGAGGCUGUGAUGAUCAAGAAGGUUGCUAUGAUUGAACAGGAGCUGCUGGGCGCUAGAGAGACCAUUGCUGGGUUGAAGGAGGAGAAUGCAAACCUGACAUUGGAGGCAGAGUCACGUCCUAGUAUCCGUGACUACCGUUUGAGUCAGCGACGUAUUCAUCAAUUGGAGCGACAGGUGGCUGAGAAUAAGCUCGCGUUGGAAGAAGCCAGCGAUCUGAAUGAACUGCGGAAGUACAUGGGGACCAAGGAGCUCGUGGAACGGGAUCGACUCAACCAUCGUCUGCAUCUAAACCGACUGAACACGUUGCCUCGCGAGACCACGCUCGAGGUGGUGAAGCACGUUUGCCGUGUACUCCACCUCACAGACAUCACUCUUAUCGCCCCGAAUCUCGACAAGCUUUGCAGUGUGGUGGCAGCAGUCCCUCGUAUGGAAAAGUUCAUCCGCGACGUGUGUGGGUUCGUUUUCUUGAAUUUAAAUGAGGACACGGAGUCGAAAGAAGCAGCCAGCGCGAGAUUCGAGCUGGAGCAGGUGCUUCCUACGUUGCAGCAGUGGAUGGUCGAACGGAGAAGACUGCAUGCUUUGGAGGGGUUUAAGGCAUCGAUUAUUACUGAGCUGUGCAAGCGGACGGUGGAGCCGAGUAUUCUGGACGAUAAGGAGGAUAACAAUCGUGAUGAACGUCCAGCUAGCCACCCAACGACGUUGUCGCGCGCUGUUCAUAUCGUCUCCGAGCUGGUGGAACUUGAGAAGAGUGUCAUACAUCAUCGUGAAAUUUACACUCAAGCUGCUGCAGAAGUGGAGCGCCGUCCAAAUGUGUUGAUUAACCAGAUUGUGAGGCAUUUUUCACACCUUUUUGAAGUCAAGAGUAUCGAUGGCGUUUUACCGAAGAUUAACGAAAUUUAUUUGCUGGUGAAUGAGAUGAAGAAUUUCCUGCAUGUUAUUCGCGACCUUCUUCACUUGAAAAAGGAUACGUCACUAGUACACUGCUUGAAUGCCAUCAAGGAGCGGCUACAGGACAACGCAGCCGAUUCUACGCGUGUACGUCAGUCAGGCAAACCCGAAGACGCUGAGCAGAAAACUACCUACAGUGGCAACGCCCCAAACUUCGUCGUUGAGAAUCGUCGAUCUCCGUCGAACGCAUAUGCCGAGCCAGAUCUUGUUGGUGUUCGACAAGUGCGUCAAAUGAGCAUUUUGGUUCGAGAGCUCAAGCGUGAACUGGGCGCUGCCACGAUGGACGAAAUCCUGCCGAGAACGAAGCGCUUGAUGGAACUUUUGAGUCUGUCUAUCCACAACUCACACCCAGAAGAUGAUGAAGACUUUGAAUAAGCCACUUGGCUAUUGCGCGCUCUUGAUGUGGAGAGGGCAGCCGGAUGUUUGUUAAAAGGAUGUAUUUAAGGAUCCAAGUGAGCGCCUAGACGAUCGAUCGAUGCCUAGACUACUGAGGCUAUCGCUUCUCCUCAAGAGAGCAAGGUUCCUCUAUUGUAAUACUGCAGAUGUCCAAGCUCUCCUUGAUGAUGGCGAUCGGGAGAGGUGUGGUCGGCUCCAUGACAGUGUAAUUGAACUGCGGAAGCUCGUCUUUAGGCGACUGGCACGAUGCCACAGGGACGAUGGCGCCUUCACUCACCAAGCGAGACGGGUGAAACACACCGCAUAGCGCAACUUGAACGAGACCGAGUGAUGCGUUGACGCUGGAAGGGACGAUCAGGAACAGGUCGAAGACGAGGAAGCCGUACACGACCCACAGCAGAUUGUUGAUGGCUCCGGCGAGGAUCAUGGCAAACGGCAAUGAGGCCGACGACCGAGUUUGCAGCACCACUUUGAUUGCCGCGAGGGGCGACGCAUACAGCGCGAGACUGGAAGCGACAGCGGUGAUGCCGACUGUCAACGUCAUGGUGUGAUGUGACUGCUGGAACGCUCCGCUCAUGCCCAGCACGACGUACAUCGUCACUGCUGCAUUGCAGAGUAGAGCUAUAAAGAAAGUCUUGAGCGCUGCCUUGCGUUCUGUUGUCCAGCGCAUGUACACUGCAAGGAAGACGACACUGAGUGCGUCUCCGAUAGCGUAUGUAGUGAAUACGGGGAACAGGUUUCCCGUAACGUAACCGUAUAGCAUCCUGUAAACAUGGAUCAAUUACAGUUAGGGAUCUCUAUGGGCUUGAUGACUGUAAUUGCAGGAUUUGGACGUA